AUGAUUUCGCCGAUUCGUCUCACGGUUCUCAUAUCCGGUAGUGGAUCGAAUUUACAAGCAGUAAUCGAUAAGACCAACGCGGGGCAGCUGCCCACCAAGAUCGUCCGAGUCAUUUCGAAUCGCAAAGACGCAUUUGGACUUGAACGGGCGAAACGAGCCGACAUUCCAAUUGCCUACCACAAUCUCGUCAAGUACAAGAAGCAACACCCAGCCACUCCGGAAGGCGUCCAGGUAGCGCGGGAGGAAUACGAUGCGGAACUGGCGAGGCUGGUCCUCCAGGAUGCUCCGGAUCUAGUCGUUUGUCUGGGAUUCAUGCAUGUGUUGUCGCCCAACUUUCUGGGGCCGCUUGAGGAAGUGAAAUUGAAAAUUAUUAACUUGCAUCCGGCUUUACCGGGGGCGUUUAAUGGAACUCAUGCGAUUGAACGUGCCCAUGCCGCAUGGCUCGAGGGCAAGAUCGAUAAGACUGGAGUGAUGAUCCACAAUGUCAUUUCGGAGGUUGACAUGGGCAAGCCAAUUCUGGUCCGAGAGAUCCCAUUCGUCAAGGGUGCUGAUGAAGACCUCGACAUGUUCGAGACGAAGGUGCAUGAGAUUGAAUGGGGAACAGUUGUUGAGGGAAUCCAGCUUGCCAUUGAGGAGCUGAAGGGUGGGAAACAAUGA
Messenger RNA from Aspergillus ruber CBS 135680, 657 nucleotides. Its product is annotated as phosphoribosylglycinamide formyltransferase. Gene Ontology annotation, molecular function: phosphoribosylglycinamide formyltransferase activity. The record is from RefSeq and is a predicted model, not a curated record. Lineage: Eukaryota; Fungi; Ascomycota; Eurotiomycetes; Eurotiales; Aspergillaceae. Gene Ontology annotation, cellular component: cytoplasm. The coding region runs from base 1 to 657 and encodes 218 amino acids. Gene Ontology annotation, biological process: 'de novo' IMP biosynthetic process. The transcript is spliced from 2 exons.